AUGGAACAAGACGUGCGUGCGCUUCAAGCCGUCAAAAUGGCCGUUCGUUCGCCCUCGAGUAAUGCGCCACCGACUACUCGAAUGGCGUCUGCCAUUUUCGUACCACGUGUGUCGGAUAUGUACCCUUCAGGAAUCACGCAAGACGUCGAGGCGCAAAAGGGAACGUUUGUGUACGUCAAGGGUUACGAGCACGAGAUGGAGGGCCGAUCUAGGCCUGGGUUCUUCCGAGGGGUGGCGACGGUCGUGUUGAAAUUGUUCAAUGCUGUCGAGCCGACGGAUGCAUAUUUUGGUCAAAAGGACAUUCAACAGGCGCUCCUACUCAAACGGCUCUGUCGUGAUUUAUUGCUAUCGCAUCCGUCGCCUGAACGGUUACAUAUUGUGCCGACGACGCGGGAUGAAAAGUCGCGAUUAGCUUUAUCGAGUCGGAAUGCGUAUUUGAGCGAGGUGGAGAGGACAAAGUGGGCACCGGUACUGAUCAAUGCGCUCACAAGAGGACGACGGGUAUGGAAUGGUGGGCACGAGGGCAAGCAGAAGCAGCAGCAAGCGCAGGAGCAGAGGAGUGUGGGCGUGCGAGCGCUCGAGGCCAAGGAGAGCGUAGAAGCAGUGCUUCAGGGAGCGGUGAAUUCGGCUCGCAGCGAGGGAGGGGUUGGGAUGCGGAUGGACUAUGUGAGUGUGAAUUGGGCGGAUACGUUUGAGGUUGUUGGGCCGGAUGAACGGGUGGAGGAUAUCGAUGUCGAGAGGCGGGGGGUGAUUCUGAGCGGAGCGCUGUGGGUGGGCAAGACGCGACUGAUAGACAAUGUGAUAGUUGCGGGAGAAAGCUGGGUACUGGGAUAG
Messenger RNA from Serendipita indica DSM 11827, 834 nucleotides. The record is from the annotation of a GenBank genome assembly. Lineage: Eukaryota; Fungi; Basidiomycota; Agaricomycetes; Sebacinales; Serendipitaceae.